ACGCACGGUCCGAAUGGAGCACAUCGUGUCUUAUAAUAAGGAGUUCAUGGAGAAUCUUCCAUUCGUUCUCCGCGGCGUCUCCAUGAGCAGCAGCUCUGCGCGCUGCAAGGAUGCGCUCCGGCUGGGGCUGCCCUUCCACAUGGAGCAGGGUUUCCACUGCAGGAGAGUCCCCUGCUUCUCCUUCCACGCUCCUUUAGACAUGUACGAGUUCUCCUUUGAGCCUGCUUUCAUCCAGAAGCGCAACGAGCGCGAGCGCCACCGGGUGCGCUGCGUCAACGAGGGUUACGCGCGUCUGCGGGAGCACCUGCCGCGGGAGUUUGAGGACAAAAGGCUCAGCAAGGUGGAAACGCUUCGAGCGGCCAUUGACUAUAUCAAACAUCUGCAAGGUUUGCUAGACGUGGACGUCUCUGGGGGGGAGAUCUCGUUCGGACAGGAGAGGAACUGCGAGCGGAGGAGAGAAAUCAGCAGUGAUGGAGAGUCCAAAACCAGCAGCGGGGACAAUGUUUACUGAAGACUUCCUAUUCAAACAUCUGCUUAAAACAAGAAAAGCAGAAAGAAAAAUGCUUGCAAUAAUCUGUCGAUGAACAAAUAUACCUUAAUAUUGAGCAACAUAACUUUAAAAGUACUUAUGAAACAGAUUUGCCACCAUAUUUUUAACAUUUAGGGUAGCUAUAUUUGUGUUUUUGUAUUUGAACAUUACUUUUUAUUUAAACAAAUUUAUUUAAAUUAAGGGUUUAAAUUGUUAAAAUAAUUUCAUUGCCGUGAAAUUAUGGUGCUAAAUUUACAUUUUUAGAAAGGGUUGCCUUAUUGAGAUGCAUACUAUGCAUGUUCUCAACUGAUGAAUUAAAGAGGUGGCUUUUUAUUUCAUCAUCAAAAAACACAACUGAAGAUGCACACAAUAUUUACAAGUCUAUGAAAUCUGUUUUUUUUUUGUGUGUGUUUUUUUUUUUGGGCAGGGAUAUUUAUAAUUUGGGCUAAUAUUUUGCUGAGUCUACUGACAAUAACUAUUAAAAUUGACCAUAUAAGGUUUUGGUACUCCUUGGUUGUUGUGGUUUUGACUAAAACAUUAAUGUUUGAUUUUCCAAAAGCCUUGACAUAUAAUACUUUAAAUAUCCCCAGUAGACUCAGAAAUAUAAUAUUCCAGUCUAUAAAUACCCCUGACAGAUAAAAACCAAUCUGAUGCUAUAUAUAUAUUAUAUUUACCAACAAGCUCCAAUUCUAGAUGUUUUUACUGGAAGAUCAUCCUAAUUUUAAGCUCCCUUCAUAGAUUCUAGAACAGGUUCAAAUGCUGCAUUUAAACUUUAUUUCUCUCAUGACAAAUUAAGACAAAUCAGUUUUUUUCUAAUUGCGCACCAUUAUGUGAAUUUUACCAACAACAAAAAAAAAACAACACACACACAGUGUUAAAUUUGACUUUUAUCUAAAUUUAGAGAAGGAAGAAGUUAACACAAAGCUGCUUCCUCUAAAUAUAAAAAUUAUGCUGAUGUACAAAUAAAAGAUCUUUAUACGGCAAAAUAGAUUUAUUCUGGUUUAAAUACUAAAAGGUUGAUGACUGGAGUAUUUAAUUGUAAAUGCAUUGUAAUAAUGGGUAUAUUUGAUGAUAACAAUCCAUGCCUCAAGAUUUUAAUAUUUCAUUCAUUUUAUGGGCAACAUAGUUCAGACGGUACAGACUUGUAUUCAAAUAGAGAAAGUUAUU
This is a messenger RNA of Cyprinodon variegatus (sheepshead minnow), 1696 nucleotides long. RefSeq names its product achaete-scute homolog 4-like. Gene Ontology annotation, biological process: developmental process; regulation of transcription by RNA polymerase II. The record is from RefSeq and is a predicted model, not a curated record. Bases 14 to 511 code for a protein of 165 amino acids. Lineage: Eukaryota; Metazoa; Chordata; Actinopteri; Cyprinodontiformes; Cyprinodontidae. Gene Ontology annotation, molecular function: protein dimerization activity; RNA polymerase II transcription regulatory region sequence-specific DNA binding; DNA-binding transcription factor activity, RNA polymerase II-specific. The transcript has 2 exons.